Xenopus laevis (African clawed frog) is the source of this 3023-nucleotide messenger RNA. RefSeq names its product protein O-linked mannose N-acetylglucosaminyltransferase 2 (beta 1,4-) L homeolog (gene pomgnt2.L). The record is from RefSeq and is a predicted model, not a curated record. Gene Ontology annotation, biological process: protein O-linked glycosylation via mannose. Gene Ontology annotation, cellular component: endoplasmic reticulum; endoplasmic reticulum membrane. The transcript has 4 exons. The coding region runs from base 849 to 2585 and encodes 578 amino acids. NCBI's taxonomy places the organism in Eukaryota, Metazoa, Chordata, Amphibia, Anura, Pipidae. Gene Ontology annotation, molecular function: protein O-acetylglucosaminyltransferase activity; glycosyltransferase activity.
CAGCAGCAGAGGAGCUGUCGUGGGAAGAAAACCCCCUUUUAAAAUGUAAUCUCCCUGGAAAGUGCCAUACAGCAGUCAUUGUUUUGCACGGGUAGUUACCACAUGUGCUCAUAAACAGUGACACGGGUUAGAAUGAUUACAUCGAGUUAAAAACAAAACCAUAAAAAGAGAAUGCAAUAAACACGCAGCAUGGGAGGAAGAAUGGAAAGUCUGCCUUAAAUUCUAGCUGCACUACCUUAAAUGCUGGUCAUUCUGGGAAGGGGGAGGAGUUCUAAAUACAGACACAAGGCCGGGGAAUAGCGUCUCUCUCAGAAGCUGCGAGAUAAAGCGGAGAGUCGACUCAAGAGCCAGGUGAGCAAGACGGCUUCCUAAGCACUCGAGUGUUAGUGAUCCUGCCUGCUAGGCCAGCUGCUCAGAAGUGUUUUUCGGCUGUGUGAUACGGAAUAAAGAUGGACGUGCAUUCCAAACUGGAACGCAUGGCAGUCUUUUUGUGGGAGUGUCAGUUGAGAGGGAGAAGUCGACAAGCAGCAUGGGAGAGAACAAGUUUGUGCUACGCUGCUUGUCAGCUUGAACCAUACACAUUGCUACUGAAGCAGUAAUCUUGCAGCCCUCAGCCUCGCUACUCUACAGAUGCGCUGGAGUCAUGUGCAGCCUGCUUUUUUGAUUUGCUGUGAACCGGUACAGUAGUAUUCAGCAACUGUCUUCCACACGGUUCCAACCAGCCUUGCAUCCUUCAAGGGACAACUAUCAAACAGUCAAAAGAUACUCAUUUCUCUGAGCUGGGCAGAUAAUGACAGACCUUUUCUUGGGGUUCCUUUUCAACUGCUUUAAUCUAGUCCAUCUGCAAAAUGAAUAUAUCAGCAGUGUUCAGUGCGCUGCUUGUGUCCAUCAUGGCUGCAGUGUUGUGGAAGCAUGUCAAGUUAUUGGAUCAGUUCUAUGUGAUUGAGGAAGAGCUGGAACUGACUCGACAGUCUCAAGAGUUGUCUCAAGUACGCAUUGACUAUCAGGCAGCAUUGCAAGCACUAGUGGAGGAUGGCACCAGAAUGGUGUGUUCUGGUAGGAUGCAUACAGACCGCGUUUGUCGUUUUGAGUCACUUUGCUACUCUACAGAGGCCGAAGAGUUUGUCUUCUUCCAUAGUAACGCCUCAAUUAUGUUGCCCAAUUUGGGCCCAAGACGUUUUCAGCCUGCAUUGCUAGACUUGUCUUCAGUUGAUGACCACAACACACAGUAUUUUAACUUUAUAGAGCUUCCAGCUGCUGCUUUAAAAUUUAUGCCUAAGCCUGUCUUUGUACCAGACGUUGCACUGAUCAUGAACCGAUUUAACCCUGAUAACUUAAUGCAUGUUUUUCAUGAUGACCUUCUCCCUAUUUUCUACACUAUACAGCAGUUCCCAGACCUAGACUUUGAAUCUAGACUUUUCUUUAUGGAAGGAUGGAAUGAAGGCUUGCAUUUUGAACUUUAUAAGUUCAUGAGCAACAAGCAGCCCCUCUUAAAAGAGCAGCUGAAAACCCUAGGCAGGCUUCUUUGUUUCACUAAAUCUUAUGUGGGCUUAUCAAAGAUCACCACAUGGUAUCAGUAUGGUUUUGUCCAGCCACAAGGUCCAAAAGCGAACAUACUGGUGUCAGGAAAUGAAAUUAGACACUUUGCAAAAUUCAUGAUGGGCAAAUUGAACAUAACUUUAGAUCAAAAUGCAGCAGAAGCAUAUAUUGUCUUGUUUAGUCGAUCAAUGAACCGACUCAUUGUAAACGAGGCAGAGCUGCUCUUGGCUCUUGCUCAGGAAUUUCAGAUGAAAACGAUAACUGUUUCCCUUGAAGACCAUUCAUUUUCAGAUAUUGUCAGACUCCUCAGCAAUGCAACCAUGCUUGUUAGCAUGCAUGGUGCACAGUUAGUCACAUCUCUCUUUCUACCAAAAGGGGCUGUUGUGGUAGAGCUCUUCCCAUAUGGUAUAAAUCCUGAACACUACACUCCAUAUAAAACACUGUCCACACUCCCUGGUAUGGAACUCCAGUAUGUUGCCUGGCAGAAUACUGAAGAGGAAAAUACGAUCACUUAUCCUGACCGACCAUGGGAACAAGGUGGGAUUGUGCACCUGGAAACAAAAGAGCAGGAACGCAUAAAGAAGAGCAAGGAAGUACCGCGUCACCUCUGUUGCCGCAACCCUGAGUGGCUUUUUCGGAUUUAUCAGGACACGAAAGUCAACAUUUCUUCUCUAAUUCAAGUGAUCAAAAGUACUGUGAAAACAAAACUUGGAUUGAGGAGACAAAAAUGGACACCAGGUCUGUAUCCUGGAAAAGUGCGGGAAUCAAAGUGCCAAGCAUCUGCCCAGGGUACAAGUGAGGCCAAGCUGUUUGUGUCUUGGCAGAUCCCCUGGAAUCUCAAGUUCCUGAAAGUAAGGGAUGUUAAAUAUGAAGUAUGGAUUCAAGAACAAGGGGAAAACUCUUAUAUGCCUUAUAUCUUAUCUCAACAAAACUACACUUUUUCUGAAAAUAUCAAACCUUUUACAACUUAUUUGGUGUGGAUCAGAUGCAUUUUCAACAAGACCCUUCUUGGACCCUUUGCAGAGGUUUUAGUGUGCAGUACAUAAGCUCCAAUACCAAGCCUUGUUUAUUAGAUUUCUUUUUUCCUGCGUCGGGAUGGGCUCACUAAAAACACGGAGUGUAGGUCAUUUUAGCAUUUUCAAAUGAAAUAAAGGUGCAGUUCAAUAAACUGCUACAAGUUAAGUUAAACAUUUUAGUAACUUAUUAUAGAUUUUGUGGUAUUUAUCUAAAACUGGGUGUCAUGUUGAUAAAUUGCUGGAUGUACAUAAUGUAUAUGUUGUAAUUUAAUGCCUUUAUAUGUAAAAAAAAAAAGGUUUACAGGUUAUUUGUAUUUCAAUGUGGCUAAUGUGAACAACUGAUUAAAGCUUUAGCUCUUUCCCUUGUAAUAGUCAUGCGGAUGUACUGAUUGUGAUUAUUUGUCUCUCCGCAGCUUUGAUUAACUGUUUGCCAGAUUUCAUUACAAAUCUUUUUUUUUCUUUCUUGAA